Arachis stenosperma is the source of this 1267-nucleotide messenger RNA. RefSeq lists its product as uncharacterized. Bases 75 to 986 code for a protein of 303 amino acids. The record is from RefSeq and is a predicted model, not a curated record. NCBI's taxonomy places the organism in Eukaryota, Viridiplantae, Streptophyta, Magnoliopsida, Fabales, Fabaceae. The transcript is spliced from 9 exons. Gene Ontology annotation, cellular component: cytosol. Gene Ontology annotation, molecular function: nucleotidase activity.
AAGAAAUUUUCUAUCUUAGUUAAAAAAAAAAAAAAAAAAAACGGAGGCAGCUGAAACCUAAAAGUAGAAGAGAGAUGGAAGAGGAUAAGGGAGCAACAAUUCUGGUGACGAACGACGACGGAAUCGAUGCUCCUGGCUUGCGAGCUUUGGUUCACUCUCUUGUCGCCACCAAUCUCUUCAAAAUUCAAGUUUGCGCUCCUGAUAGUGAGAAGUCAGCAGUUAGCCACAGCAUCACUUGGCUCCACCCGAUAGCUGCAAAGCAAGUACACAUUGACGGAACCACCGCCUUCGCCGUCUCCGGGACUCCUGCUGAUUGUACUUCGCUCGGAAUUUCAAAAGCACUCUUUCCUACGGUACCUGAUCUGGUAGUCAGUGGCAUAAACAAGGGUAGCAACUGUGGCUAUCACAUUGUUUACUCGGGCACUGUAGCAGGAGCUCGCGAGGCUUUUUUCAAUGGUAUACCUGCUAUCUCUGUUUCAUAUGACUGGGUUAAGGGAAAGAGUAAUGUACAUGACUUCACUCUUGCUGCACAAGCAUGCGUACCUAUCAUAAGUGCUGUACUGGUUGAGAUAAAGAACCAAAGCUUCCCUCAAAGAUGUUUCUUGAAUAUAGAUGUGCCAAACAAUGCUGCUAAUCAUAAGGGUUACAAGCUGACUAAGCAGGGUAAUAGUAUUGUAAGAAUGGGAUGGAAGCAGGUCACCUCUGAGACAGAAGAACGAAAAAUGUCAUCUGAUAUGACCAAUAUAGAUACAGAAACACCUAAGGAUACUCGCACAUCAUCUGUAUCAUCAGAACAACUUUUAUUUGCGAGAGAGGUAAGAGGUUAUGUACUUGAUCAUGAGGAUACAGAUCACAAAUCUCUACAGGAAGGAUAUAUUACUGUGACUCCCCUUGCUGCUCUCUCACCAGCGGAGGUCGAUUGUCAGGCCUAUUUUAGAGAAUGGCUACAAAGUGUCACUGAACUCCCCUCUUCAUCAGCUUUAUAAUCCUGUAAGAUCUGUCAUGUAUUUGUAGUGUAUAUGACAGCUUCUAUUGAAAUAUAUACCUAGCAAUUGUUGCAUUUACAUUUUCAGCAUCCUUGCUGGUCAAGAAUGAAGAUGAUUCUUCUGAUUUGAAUGGAAAAUUUAGCCAGUGUUAUGUAAUGUGUUUAAUAAAAUAACUGAAACUGGCAUUUGAGAAUGCCGUGCCAAGCUGUUAAAAGUGAUAAAAACUUCUAAGCCAGCAUUUACUUGAUAAUCUCUAAAUUGCAAUCCUAUAUUACCCUUUA